AUGCAUAUUUUCCCCCAGGGCGGGCGACCUGGCCGUCGCGACGGUGAUAGUGGCGUGGCUCUCCGUAGCCCUCUACUAGAGGAGUUCCGGGCCAAUAAGUCCCGGAAAUGGGAACUGAGGGACAUUGCCGGUCACAUCGUCGAAUUCAGUGGUGAUCAGCAUGGAUCUCGCUUCAUCCAACAGAAGCUAGAGACUGCCACAAGCGAGGAGAAGCAGAGUAUAUUUGACGAGAUCGUCCCUAAUAAUGCCCUGCAGCUCAUUCAGGACGUAUUUGGCAACUACGUAAUCCAGAAGCUCUUCGAACAUGGGACGCAAGUGCAGAAGACUCUUCUUGCGAAUACCAUGGAAGGUCAUAUUCUGCCGCUUUCGCUGCAAAUGUACGGCUGUCGCGUUGUACAAAAGGCCGUAGAAUAUGUGUUGCCAGAGCAGCAGGGAGCUUUCGUGAAAGAGCUCGAGCCUCACGUCUUACGGUGUGUGAAGGAUGCUAAUGGUAACCAUGUCGUACAAAAGCUUAUCGAGCGGGUCGCGCCUGAGCGUUUGGGCUUUGUAAAUUCAUUCAAGGGCAACGUCUUCGAGCUCGCGACGCAUCCGUACGGUUGUCGCGUACUUCAGAGAUGUUUAGAGCAUCUACCUGAUGAGCACACGCGACCGCUCCUUGACGAACUGCACAAAUACACGAUCAAUCUCAUGCAGGAUCAGUUUGGCAAUUAUGUCGUUCAAUUUGUGCUAGAGCACGGAAAGCCGCAGGAUCGAGACCUGAUCAUCUCGAGGCUCCGGGGACAGAUGCUGAACAUGGCGAGGCAUAAGUUCGCGUCAAACGUGUGCGAGAAGGCCCUGGUGACCGCGGAUCCGGAGAGUCGACGACUGCUGAUCGAUGAAAUCAUGACCCCGAAACAGGACGGUGUCAGUCCUCUCGUGACCAUGAUGAAGGAUCAAUUUGCCAACUAUGUGCUCCAGCGCGCGCUAACUGUCGUAGAGGGUGAGCAGAAGGACAUCCUCGUUGGCAAGAUGCGGCCUCAGUUAGCCAGCAUGCGCCGGUACUCCAGCGCAUACAGCAAACACCUUCUUUCUAUUGAGCGUCUCCUGGAGCGCGUAGCGCCUUCUGGGAAGACGGCCGCUGGUCACUUUGCGCCCGACCCCGCCGCCGUCCCCUCUGAAUCGACACUAAUAAACGACGCUACGUAUCAAUAGUUGCGGCGUUCAUUCUUCCUAUCUGCAUUUGUUUCGGCUCUGUCUCCUUGGCAUACUAAACUAGCACCGAUUGUCAAUGCAUUUCACGGACAUCCCGCGCAUCAUGAACUCUGGUACUGGUCCUACUUACAUACACAUAAUUAUCUGACGCUCCUUCGGUCGUACAUAUUGCUCUCGUUUCAGGAUGUUCAUUUUCUAUGCUUUGCAUUCAUCGUACCGUACAGGAUUGCUUUAGUUACCCUUGCUUGCUCCCAUACCAGUGGUCGUCGUCUCGAUUGUCUAUUCAUACAGCAAUGAUUAACUCAUGAAUUUAUCAACCAUUAGACUCGCUUCGAUACGUUGAGAGCAGUAUUAUAAUAUAUGCCG
This is a messenger RNA of Gloeophyllum trabeum ATCC 11539, 1557 nucleotides long. RefSeq names its product ARM repeat-containing protein. The record is from RefSeq and is a predicted model, not a curated record. Bases 1 to 1191 code for a protein of 396 amino acids. Gene Ontology annotation, cellular component: cytoplasm. Gene Ontology annotation, molecular function: mRNA 3'-UTR binding. Gene Ontology annotation, biological process: nuclear-transcribed mRNA catabolic process, deadenylation-dependent decay. The transcript has 8 exons. Lineage: Eukaryota; Fungi; Basidiomycota; Agaricomycetes; Gloeophyllales; Gloeophyllaceae.